AUGGACUUCAAUCAAAACAUCACUACACUAGGUGUGGGGGACUAUACUCCCGAAGGUGCUGGACUCGUCGCUGCCGGUGCGAUCAUCCUCGUUUUAUCACUUCUAGUACUUGUCUCGUCAAAAGACAAAAUUCCAGUCAUCAACAAAUAUCCCAAUGACUGGUUGUCCGUCAAGGCUCAGAUAGCCUUUGUCACUAACGCCGAUGGCCUCAUCAAACAAGGGUUUGCCAAGUUUCAAAAUCCUUUCCGCAUGAUUACAUUAGUGGGAGACAGAUUGAUCCUCCCUGAAGACCAUUUCGAAUGGAUCAGGCGUCAUGGUCCUCAACUUGAUCACCAGCCGCUUGUUCGCAAGGAUUUCUUUGCGGGCUACCCUGGUUUCAAUGGCACGGCAGCCAUCUCUGACCCUUCCAAACUGUUGGCCAAUGUUAUCAAGAAGAAGCUUGUUCAAAACCCUCAUGUCAGCAAACUGCACAAAAAUGUGCAGAGAGACAUCCUUGCAACUUGGCCGGAAGAGCGUGACGCUUGGAAGGCAGUUGACUGGGCCAAAGACGGUCUUAACCUCAUCAGCCGAAUGUCCGCGUCCGUCUUUGUUGGCGAGGAGCUGUCACGCGACGAGACAUGGCAGCAGGUCAGCACCAACUACGGAAUGACUGUGUUCCUCGCGGCUCGCGCGUUGCGACAAUGGCCGCGAUGGUUGAGACCUCUUGUCCAAUGGUUCCUCCCCGCUUGCAAGAGUUGCAGAGCUGAAGUUAAGCGUGCACGCGAAGUCUUGGAAAAGAAUUUGGCUAAGAGAGCGGCUGAAGGCAAAGAGCACGAUGACUCUAUCACUUGGUUCAGUGAAAUUGCGGCGGGCAAGAGCUAUGAUCCUGUUGCUGCCCAGCUUGGAAUGUCUAUGGCUGCUGUUGUGACUACCUCGGAGUUGCUGAAGCAGACGGUUAUUGAGAUUUGCUCGCAUGAUCUGAUUGCACCUCUCCGAGAAGAGAUUGAAGCCGUGGUUCACGAGCAUGGAUGGUCUCCUGCUGCUUUGACCAACAUGCGCUUGCUCGAUAGUAUCAUCAAAGAGACACAAAGAAUGAAUUCCGCUGUCAUUGUCAAUCUCGAUCGUCAGGUCCUAUCUCCUGUUACCCUCCCCAAUGGCCAGUACCUACCCAAAGGCACUGCUCUAUCAAUCUACAUGUCACGUCUCCGAAACCCUGAGGUAUAUGAGAACCCAGACACCUUUGACGCAUACCGAUAUGCGAAGCUUCGUGCUCAGGGCGGCAAGUGGACAUAUGCUAGUUCUGCCACUUCUACAAGUGAGGAUCAUUUCGUAUUUGGUAUUGGUAAACCUAUUUGCCCGGGACGAUUCUUUGCUGUGGCAGAGGUGAAGACGGCAAUUGCCACCAUCUUGCUCGAUUAUGAUGUGCGGUUGGCUGAGGGUUAUACACCCACGCUGAUGCCGUUUGGCUUUGAGCUGUUCGCCGAUCCGGGAGUUCAAUUGGAGGUGAAGCGAAGGUCAUAG
Molecule: messenger RNA, 1500 nt
Organism: Fusarium pseudograminearum CS3096
Lineage: Eukaryota; Fungi; Ascomycota; Sordariomycetes; Hypocreales; Nectriaceae
Exons: 6
Coding region: 1-1500 (499 amino acids)
Molecular function (GO): monooxygenase activity; oxidoreductase activity, acting on paired donors, with incorporation or reduction of molecular oxygen; iron ion binding
Source: RefSeq, a predicted model, not a curated record